This is a messenger RNA of Protopterus annectens (West African lungfish), 2235 nucleotides long. RefSeq names its product potassium voltage-gated channel subfamily A member 3-like. The transcript has a single exon. Lineage: Eukaryota; Metazoa; Chordata; Ceratodontiformes; Protopteridae. Gene Ontology annotation, cellular component: membrane; voltage-gated potassium channel complex. The coding region runs from base 82 to 1656 and encodes 524 amino acids. Gene Ontology annotation, biological process: potassium ion transmembrane transport; protein homooligomerization. Gene Ontology annotation, molecular function: protein binding; delayed rectifier potassium channel activity. The record is from RefSeq and is a predicted model, not a curated record.
CUAGCGCCAACCGUUGCGCUAUUUGGCUCUGUGGAGCUUGGAGGAGGAGGCGCUGCUUCCCCUGCCCUCCAACUCACCUGUAUGGACGAGCACCUUAGCCUUCUUCGUUCUCCUCCACCUUCCUCCACCAAGCACCGAAGUAGCAAUAUUGUGAACCCGGGUUACACCGAGACAGAGCAGGACAUCAUGACGGUGGUAGCUUGUGAUAACAUGUUGGAGGAGACUGCCGCUCUUCCUGGGCACCAUUCAAUGGACCGCUACGAACCUGACCACGAAUGCUGUGAGAGGGUGGUCAUCAACAUUUCUGGACUACGCUUUGAAACCCAACUCAAAACAUUAGCCCAAUUCCCCGACACCUUGCUUGGCGACCCAAAGAAAAGGAUGAGAUAUUUCGACCCCUUAAGAAACGAAUACUUCUUUGACAGGAACAGACCGAGUUUUGAUGCAAUCUUGUAUUACUAUCAAUCAGGAGGUCGAAUAAGGAGACCUGUUAAUGUCCCAAUAGACAUAUUCUCUGAAGAAAUCAGAUUUUAUGAACUUGGGGAGGAGGCAAUGGAAAAAUUUAAAGACGAUGAAGGAUUUAUUAAAGAAGAGGAGCGUCCAUUGCCUACAAAUGAGUUUCAAAGACAGGUGUGGCUUCUUUUUGAGUACCCGGAAAGCUCUGGACCCGCCAGGGGCAUUGCCAUAGUGUCUGUUUUGGUUAUAUUGAUUUCCAUUGUUAUUUUCUGUUUGGAAACCUUACCUGAAUUCCGAGAUGAUAAAGAAUACAAUGGGCCAAUUGCACCUGUACUGAAUGGAACAAAUUCCCAUCUGACCAUUACAUUUGCAGACCCCUUCUUUGUGGUAGAGACACUUUGUAUUAUUUGGUUCUCUUUUGAGUUGUUAGUUAGGUUCUUUGCUUGUCCAAGCAAAGCAACAUUUUCCAAAAACAUAAUGAACAUCAUCGAUAUUGUUGCAAUCAUUCCUUAUUUUAUUACACUUGGAACUGAGCUGGCUGAAAGGCAAGGGAAUGGUCAACAGGCAAUGUCCUUGGCUAUUCUGAGGGUUAUUAGGCUAGUUAGAGUUUUCAGAAUCUUUAAGCUGUCCAGACACUCCAAAGGACUUCAAAUUUUAGGACAAACCCUAAAAGCCAGCAUGCGAGAACUUGGACUAUUAAUUUUUUUCCUUUUCAUAGGGGUGAUUCUAUUCUCCAGUGCUGUUUAUUUUGCCGAAGCUGAUGACCCAACUUCUGAAUUUAACAGCAUCCCCGAUGCUUUUUGGUGGGCUGUAGUUACCAUGACGACUGUUGGGUACGGCGACAUGCACCCGGUUACUAUAGGAGGCAAAAUAGUCGGGUCGCUCUGUGCAAUCGCUGGUGUUCUAACAAUUGCUUUGCCUGUCCCUGUCAUUGUGUCAAAUUUUAACUAUUUCUACCACAGGGAAACCGAAGGAGAAGAGCAAGCCCAAUACUUGCACGUUGGCAGCUGCCAGCACCUGUCAUCAACUGAAGAUCUGAAAAAGACACGCAGCACCUCGUCACUCAGUAAAUCCGAAUACAUGGUUAUAGAAGAAGGCAUCAACAACAGUGCAUUUAAGCAACCUAACUUUAAGUCUGCCAACUGCACUGGAAAUAACCAGAACUGUGUAAAUAUAAAAAAGAUUUUUACAGAUGUGUAACAAUUAUGUGAAGUGUUUGUGGAAAUAAUAUAUAUCUUAUAUAUUAUAUUUUGUGGAGGAACAACAUCGGUAGAAAUGUGACCCAGUUCCUAUAAUUCUCAAAGUCCAUUUCUCGUAGAAGAUGAACAUGCUUACAUUGCUCAAUGUGUGAAGAAAUGUUUCUGUUAUCAGAAAUGAGAGCUGUGAUCUGGGAUGCUUGUAGGUAUUCUAUGUUUUCGUUUUUUCACGAACAGAAGCGUGAAGUGCUUCCAGUGUAGUUUAUUACACUCGGUUUUAAACUUGGCGUUUGUGAAGACAUUUACUCCUUGUGAAAAGCAGGUUAUGAAAAACGGUGAAACAAGUACUGUAACCGCAUUAUCAUAAUGACAAUGCGGACAAAUAAACAUUGUAUUUAUAUAGUGAGUACUUACGGUAACAGUUACAAAGUGUAUGUAAGUGAUAACCAUGGAAUAUUGUUGUGGUGUUUCAACUAGUUAACCUCUUAUGUACACGUAUUGAACUAGAGUUGAAGCUUCUAACUUCAUUUGAUACCAGCUGUACUCCGCAUACCGGCAACCAGAAUACAGACGAAAUAUAUUA